UCCCCCUCUGUAGAAAGUCCCCCAUUGCGACAUAUUGGUAGGAUCAUAGGCCGAUUUAAGGUAAUAUUUCACCUGCGUUUGCGUCAUUUUGCUUCAGUCGUUGACAGAUCGAAAGAUGAAUUGCAUUUAUCUACCAGAAAGAUAAUCAAGGUUAUAUUGUUUCAUCCGUUUUUAUCAUUCCUGUCCUUGUUCUGUCAAAAUAUCGGAAGGUCUCGUGGAUAUUUUUGUAAAUUCCGACUUUGACGUAGAACUGCUAGCAUGGCCGAUUACCAACGUGCUGAUGAAAAUGUGUCAUUGGACAUGUUGGAUGCGGGAAGCCCACAGACAGAUCGAAAUCAGAAUGACACUUCUCUCACGGACAGGAUUGUCAAAACUUUCAAAGAUGAAAUCACAGCAAGCACCAAGAACAACGCAUCGCAACUAUUCAUGACGAUCACAUCCGGGAUGUUUGUUGUCAUGACGACCCCCGAAGAUGGCGCCGUGUACUAUUUGUCCGUCAUUCUCAGUUCUCUCGUUUUUAUCAAUGUUAUUGUGCUGCUCAUCUUGAUUUUGGUCCGAAAAAGGCGUUUCAAGCCCAGAGAAGGACAAUGCUCAGUCGAAACAAUGAGGAAGGCACGCAAGCUCCAAAAGGUAUAUCACUGGCUCAGCAUCUCGCUGGUGGUAUUCCAGACCCUGUUCAUGAUCGUGACGGGGGUUAGUGUGAGUCGUGUCACCCAGGAAGGGGAUGGUCACAAUAUAACAACAACGGUCGCCAUGGCAACGACCAGCACGGUCAGCGAGUACGCCGUGAAUAACACGUUAACCCCAUAAAGCCUCGUUGCAACUUUUUUCCAUUUUCUUACACUUCUUUUACAUUAUAACUUUUGCAUAAUAUUAUGUUUCCGAAUGCCGCUCUGUGCUAUUAAAAGGGGUUUUGAAAGAUUUUUUUCUUUUUAUUCGAAUAUUUCUUUAUUAUCAUUAAUAAUAAUAAUAAUGAUAAUAAUAUGUCCAUUUAUGUAGCGCAGUUACUAUAUGUGCAUAUACUCAACUGCGCUUUGAUACUUGGUAUCAUAUUAUUAUUCAUAAAAAUUAUUCAUACCUUGAAGGAAAUACAUCCAUGUUCGGGCCGCAUAUUUAUUUUGUUUUAGGCAUUUUGGGGGUCAGUCAGUGACAUGCAUGCAGUGGUGAAUCCCAAGCUCAUAUAUAUUUUUUUUAUUUGUAUCAGUACUUGCACCACAAACACAAGAGGGCGCAGAGGCCCGUCCCACUGCCUUGGCCGAGUGUCCUUAUAGGCGCCUGACCCCACACUUGAAAUUCCAGGGGCCAGUUUCAUAAAGCCUUAUCACUGACGUAUCUUGCCAUUAUUAUAACUUCCAUAGAAACCUUGAUUGUGAUUGACAGCUGAACCCUGUUACCAUGGUGCUUGUCAUAAUAAUGGCAAAGUUACAAUAGUAGUAACUCUAAGAAACGUGCACCUGGGUUCGAUUCGCGGCGUGGCGCUUUAUGUCAUAGAGCAAGGCGUUUUAUCUGCGUACAUGAUAUACAUCGCUUUUUUUUUUCUUGAAUCAAAUGUAUGUAAAUAAUCUGGGCAGUACUGAUAUAAAUCAUUAAUGUGUGCAUGGGUUACCGAAAAAAUAGGAAAUAUGUUUGAAAAUGGGAGUAGAAAGGUGUGUUAAAAAAAGGCUGAUUACUUUUUUGGGGGGGAUUUUUUUUUCUGCUUGUCAAAAAAAAUGACCAGAUAGGCAAAAGUGACAUAUUUCUUCUUUUUUGUUUGCUGUUGUAUUUGUAGUUUUUAUUUUUGCUCCUCUUCUAAGAAGUCUAGGUUUCACCACCACAUGCAUGACGGUUCCUAUAAUUUGUGUGCUGUAAACAAAUUUAUUAUCUACCCUGUUAGUUAUCUCACUGUGGGGAUGGGGGCGUUACAAAAACAACAAUUUGCCGAUCACAGUAUUACAUUAAUUAUUACUAACCCCUCUAUUGAGACAUGUUAUCAUUAAUAUAACAGUUCAACUGUAUGCCUUUUUCGUCUGUCUGUGUCAUAAUGGUCGAUUCUAAUGACGGGGAGAUUGGGACGAUUUUAUGUUUUUUCACUACGACUUUUCGGUCUUUUUAUAUUUCCGUGCCGACUUUAACUUGUAUUUUGUUCUAGGACCCGCCUCAAUAUUCGUCAAAAAGGGAUAAAUUUUGUUGCCCAUGCUGGGCUUCGUACCCACAACCUUGCGCAAGGAUUAUCCCAUUGCGCCACGCUGAAGAGUUGCUCGCGUCGUUGUCAUUGUUUGUCGUCUUUGAAUUGAUGAACCCUGACCUGAAGCCAGGAAAAUGUAUCAGAAAAAUAAUUUAGCUGACGGGGGGGGGGGGGGCUGAACAUACUCUGACUCACUGCCUUCUGAUGUAUUCAUCUAUAAAGUACCCAUUUUACACUGUAAAAAAUGAAGUGCUAAUAUAGCACUUACAGUGCUUGUAUAGUGACUGCACUACGAUACGAGUGCUAAUUUUCUAGUUUAAAUUUGAACUAGAAAAUCAGCACUCGUAGUGCAGUCACAAUACAAGCACUGUAAGUGCUAUAUUAGCACUUCAUUUUUACAGUGUAGAUUACGUUGAUUUUAAAGUAAUCUUCAUCGGCUUUAAAUGAUGACCAUUCGAACACUAGAUGUAGAUUUCUUUUGGCUUUCUCAAGCCAAUAUAGGCUACGAAUUUUACUGAAAAUGCCAGAGCUGAAAAUUUGAUCGUCAAUAUUGAAAAUACAUUUUCAUGAAACAACCCCCUGCCCGAGGGUAUUAGGGCGAGAUAUGACAGCAAUCGUCUUUCAAGUUAUUUCUUCCAUGUAGGCCCAGGAUUAUUUGGACCAGGGACCGACAUAGUGCCUUUUUUAUAGUUAUGAGAUCGAUUGGUCACAUUUACUGACGCAUUUUUACAUAUAUUCUAGAAUAUAUAAUCUGUUGCAUGAUGAUUAGUGAACCGAAAAUAGAAAGAAAAGGAAUAACUUGUGAUAUUGAUAUUGUGUUUUUACAUAUCAGUAGUCUAUGUAUACAUUAUUUGCCCAUUUGCAGUGAAGUGGGAAAUGUAUUAUUCUUGUACAAAUAGGAGGGGAGAUGUGUGGGGUUGUGUGUGUGUUUAUGUAUUGUUAAAUUUAUGUACACUCUAAAAGAUAUUGGGUAAAAGUGCUCCAUGAGGAUAAAUAUGUGUCCAACCAACAUUGGGCAUUUCUUUUGGGCAUCUUUAUAGUGUGAUGAAAAUUUUGCCCAUUCUAAAGUAAUUGCUUAUUUGUCAACCUUACUGGACAAUACGCUUCCCGCAUUGGGUAAAAUACUGCCCAAAAUUGGUUCGACACAUAAUUACCCUCGUGGUGGUAAAAAUGUUAUCCAAUAUUUUUUACAGUGUACAAGUAUUUUUUAUCAGUAAGAGAUUUUUGUCCAGUAUACUGUCAUGUAUUAAUAAGCUGCUGAAUAUCAUAGCACAUUUUCUGCCAGAGCUAUUAAAAUCUAAUGUUUUUACAUCAUACUUUGUUGAACUGAAUAAAACAUAUAUAUUUAUACGGAUAUACCAUUUCAUAAUGUUGGGCUGAAAGGAAAAUAUUAAUGAAUUCUAAUGAAGCUCACAUUCCUGCCUUAAUUCCAUUCGCCAAUGUUUUUAAAAUAUAAAAUUUCAAGCUUUAAAUGAAACAUAUCUGUUCGUAUAUUCCUUCAUUAUAUUGCACUGAAAAUAUGCCUUAAAAGAUGAAUAUAUUUAUAAGUUUUCAUGUAGCCCAUAUUCGUGCAUUAUUGAUUUAUAGGCUUAUUCAUUUCUACACUUAAUGGAGCAUAUCUGUUUGUAUAUACCAUUUCACAAUAUUGCACUAAAAAUACAAUGCAUUGAAAAGUAAUUGAUUCAUGAAUUUCUAUGGAGCUCACAUUCCUGCGGCCUUAAAUUGACUGGCCAGUAUUUUUAAAUCAAAUAUUUUUAAACUCAAACGAAACUUUCCUGGGCGCAUUCCUUUUACACUGAAAGUAAUGUAUUAGUGAAUUUUCCAUAGCUCACAUUCCUGCCUUUAUUAAUUUCGUUCCCCAAUAUUUCUAUAAAAAAUAUACAUUUUUAAACUUAAAUGAAACAUCUCUGUUCUUAUAGGCUUCAUAAUGUACUGUUACUUUAAUAUACUUUUAAACAUGUAAUGUUAUAUUUUAAUGAAUUUCGAUGCAGCUCUCAUUCCUGCCUUUAUUCAUUCCAUUCACCAAUAUUUUCAAGUUUUUUAUUUCUAAACUGAAAAUUAUAUUUUCAUAUCACGAUUUUGGACUACAACUACUUUCAUGUAGCUCACAUUCUCGGUUUAGUUAAUUUUACUCCAAAAUAUCUAUACACUCUGCAUUAUGGGUGCAAUUGAAAGCUUUGAUGUUGUUGCUUUUGUUUGUUUGUUUGUCAUGUGUAUCUCAAAGUAUCGCAAAGUGAUAUUCUUCCUUUAGGUUCCUGAAAGGGUUCAUGAAAAGUUUUUAACCUUUAAGUUUUUUCUGGACGUGAGCAGAACGUCCAUGGAGCGUAACUAUAUACCAACCAAUGUUAUCAACAGGUUUUCUGCAGUCAGGAACGUUAAAAAUGGUUUUUAAUUACUGGUUCCGUAAACGUUAAAAAACUGUUUAAUUAACGUUUAUUAAAACGCAUUAAUACGUCGAAAACCUUUCACAGACGGACAUUCUUGAAAUGUUUGAGAUUUGAGUUUUGAGUUUUAUUCAUUUCCGCUCACAAAAUACAAGAAAAGACAAAGUAAAUAACAAAGCUAUUAAUAGAACGGAGGUCUUACCAAUGAACUUGUUUGGGAGGUAAGCUAGCCCCUAGCCCAUGUAAUCUAUUUUCAAAAUGUGUUGACAAAACGUCCACAUUUUCAGAAAACGUCAAAUUGUUAGUUCGGAUACUAAUUCGCAUCUAAGAAUCUACCAGAAUUUUGAUGGAUAUUGGCUAUUUUUAUCGGUGGAGGUCGGACGCGUAUUCACCAGUAAAUCUGUCACUUUGACCAUCCUUUUUAUGAGUGUAAGUGCGUUAUUGAUUAUAUUAACUUUUGUACACUUUUUAUAUUAUCCUAUUAACAAAAUUAAAACUUGUUUUGUCAAAGGCC
Molecule: messenger RNA, 5062 nt
Organism: Lytechinus pictus (painted urchin)
Lineage: Eukaryota; Metazoa; Echinodermata; Echinoidea; Temnopleuroida; Toxopneustidae
Exons: 4
Coding region: 259-810 (183 amino acids)
Source: RefSeq, a predicted model, not a curated record